Molecule: messenger RNA, 2956 nt
Organism: Lotus japonicus
Lineage: Eukaryota; Viridiplantae; Streptophyta; Magnoliopsida; Fabales; Fabaceae
Product: serine/threonine-protein phosphatase 7 long form homolog
Exons: 4
Coding region: 740-2956 (738 amino acids)
Biological process (GO): meristem maintenance; meristem development
Source: RefSeq, a predicted model, not a curated record
AACAAAAUUAGCUGUCUGGGGUAGUUUUCUUUUAGCAUUCGAGAGAUUCCAUGCGAAUCCUAAUAGGACAAACAACUUUUCCAGAACUGAAUGACAUGAAGUCAGGUUGACCAGGUACCAUUCGUAGGAAACCUUGCGAAUCCUAAUAAGACAAGGAGAAUCAGGUGCACCAGGAGAGAUUCUCCUCCUUCCCGAUGCAGUUUGACUGAGGAACAAGGGGCAUUCGCAACAAAGCUCGCGAAUGGCUGUCAUUGGAUGGGACGUAGCAGAGCUUGCAGGCAUGCAGAGGCAUGCAGAGGCUUUCGUAGCCUGCCACGCGAAUAGCUUGUCGGCCACGAUCAAAGCAUGCACAGGCAUUCGCACUUGACCUCGCGAAUGGCUUGUUGGCUAUGUUCUGCAUUUCUGGCGGUCUGAAACCCCUAUAAAAAGACCCCCAGAAAUGUUGAAGCCUCAUUUCUUUCAAGCCUCAUUUCUCAACUUCACCUCUCCAACUCUCUCAAUUCUCAACUUUCAAGCCUCAUUUCUGAACUCUCAAGUGAUAAGUUUGAUACCUCUCAAGCUCUACCUACCCUCAAACUCUCUCAAGUGUAAAAGUCUCUAUAUUGUUGGUAAUUAUUUCUAACUCUAUCUCUCAUUCUAACCUUUCAAAUAUUAUAGUUUAUCAUUUGUUUUUGAGUCUCAAACUUUCUUUGAUGCCUAAUUUUCGGUUGCAUGUUAUUACUUCAUGAAGGUUUUGUAAAUGGCGGAUGAAGCAGUGCUAAGUCUCGGUCCAAAAAAUCCGACGUUGUUGGUGAAACAAAACAAACAUGUGUCGGGAUAUGUUUGGAACCAAACAAGUAAGAAAGUCUUGAAGCUGAGAUUACCCCACAUUCCUUUGGAUGGUGUCCCUCCACAAAUCGAACAAUACGUUCGAUUGGCCGGAUUUUACGAGGUCGCUCUAUGUGGUUCUCUCAAACAAGACAAAGUGUUGAUAUCCGCAUUGGUGGAGCGUUGGCGGCCCGAGACGCACACCUUUCAUAUGCCGUUUGGAGAGUGCACCAUCACUCUUCAAGAUGUUGUCGUUCAGCUGGGACUAAAUAUUGAUGGGCAACCUGUUACCGGGGUGACAUGGUGUGACUGGUCUGAUCUCGUUACUCGUGCGCUAGGAGUCACUCCACCGCGACGUGCUAUUAGAGGAAGUUGUUUAAACAUGAGAUGGUUAAACCAGUGUUUUGAUUUUCAAAACCUAGGUGCACUUGGGCCGGCAGAAGCUGAAUUUGCUGCAAGAGCAUUCAUUUUGCGCUUGAUUGGCACUUUCUUAUUACCCGACCACUCGGGAUCACAUGUGCCUCUAAGAUAUCUACUACUAAUAGAGAAUUUAGCUCUGGCCUCCACGUACAGUUGGGGUUCGGCUGUGCUUGCAACUCUCUAUCAUGAGUUAUGCCAUGCAACCGGUUAUGAACGACAAGAAAUCGGUGGUUGUAUUUAUUUGCUCCAAAUCUGGGCUUGGGAAAGGAUUCCAAUGACUGCCCCUGAAAUCAUACCGAUAUUGCAAAUCGGCUGCCCCAUCGCAGGAAGGUGGGGAAGAAACCCAAAUCGUGUUGACGUUGGUCGUCAAACGAAUCAAAUUGAUUUGUGGCGGAUCAAGCUCGACGAACUGAGAGCUGAAGACUUUGUCUGGAGGCCAUACCCAGAUCAUGUUAUAAAUUCGCUACCGGAACGGUGUUGGCAAAGUAUGCACUUGUGGAGAUCAGUUGUGCCAAUGAUAUGCUACACCUUUGUUGAGUGGCACCAACCGGAUAGAGUCUUGCAACAGUUUGGCAUGUUUCAGGGGGUACCUGACCCACCAUAUCAAAUUGAUAAACUGCAUGACAUAACUUUGGCGGGGAAGGAACAGGAAGAUUGGGUUACAGCCAUGAUGCCCUUUAUACAGGUGUGGGGGCAAAGACACCAAAGGAUAGUUCAGCAACCCGUGGUUAAUACGUUAGCUGGCCCUAACGACCGUUACAUGAAGUGGUACGCCCAACAUUCCAUUCGUUGGCUGACGCGUCAGAGUUCGACAACAGGGCAAAUUGGUGAAAACAUUCAACAUGUGUGGUAUGGACUUUCUGACGUCGAUCGCGGUAUGUAUACACCUGAGGAAAUGCAAAGCCAAGCCGCGCGUUGCCUUACUUUAUGUCACCAGCUGGACAGGAUUACUGUUCCUGCCGCGUCAGUUGAACUCAUGCCUAUGGACUUACCACGUCCCACAAUUGAAUACGUACCACAUGUUGGAAGAGCAGAAGCACAGGGUUUGGGCAAGUAUUGGAAAGAGGUGCAUGCUCAGGAUGUGACUAUACAUGGAGGUACUCUACCACCUCGAGAGGGCGAGUACUCGUUGUAUCCCCUACAUCAGGGUGAUUCAUACCGACAAUACCACUUUGGUGGUGGGUCGAGACAGCCUGCAAAUGAGUCAGGGUCAUCUGGUAGUUCCCAACACUACCAAGAGCCACAGAUGCAGAUGCCGGAGUCACAACCAUAUUCUGGCUCACAGCCAUACAUUCCGGACAUGCCGUUUGGUGAAUCACAGUCACAACAAUAUUUUCAAGAGGAGCCUCAUUCGAUUUAUGACCAGUUCAGGACACCGGAAAUGCAGCACAUUGAUCCCCAAGGAUGGAGCCCUGUACCUGGAUGGGGAGGCGGUGGUGUAAGUGAAGUGUUGGAAAUUCCCCGAGCUUCUGACGUGUUGAAUCCCCGACCAUCAUUCUGGAAUGUUGCCAACCCAGAUGCGAUCAGCAAUGCACAGGCUAGCUUUGUGUUUGACUUGAACCAAGCAUCUGGAGUAGGAGACAAUGAGUCCAACAUCCAACAUGGACUUUCUUAUGGCCAAGGUAGCCAACAUGAGAACCAAGCAGAGCAGGAAGGUAGGCCAUAUCGAGUAGCGAGAGACACACCUUGGCCUGAUUGCGGAACAGGAUCCCAUCGAACUCAUCAUUGA